Messenger RNA from Spodoptera exigua (beet armyworm), 801 nucleotides. The record is from the annotation of a GenBank genome assembly. Lineage: Eukaryota; Metazoa; Arthropoda; Insecta; Lepidoptera; Noctuidae.
AUGAAUGCUAUUCGGAAUGAGAUGAACGAAGAUAUUGUGGUUGAGAAGAUAAGAAAUUGUAUGAGAAUAUACAAAAAACUCGUAAAUGUAGUUCAGGACGAUAUGGUGAUAAUGAAACCGCUGAUGACCCAGUCUGCGUUAUUGGAAGGUGUUAUCGAAUUUAUAGUGACGACCACACCAGCUCUAUUCGGUGAACUGAUCAACAUUCGAAUAUUUGUAACCGUGUCCACCAUGAUUCCUAAACUAUUGGAAGCCACUUACUCUAGUUUCAUACAUGGUAGAAUACGUAUACUUUGGCGUCAAAUGGCUGACCUUCGUCGAAAUUUUGAACGUGACUUAUCUAUAGCUCGAAGAUUUGAAAAUAGCGAGGAAAUCAUGAUGGAGAAGAUAAAGAAAUGUCUGAAUGAUUAUACGAAAUUGUUGGAUGUGUUGAAUGAGAAAAGUGGCGUCACGAAAUUUUGGGCAUAUAAAUUAAUUUUGACCGAAACCCUUAUGAACACCGUUGUUUUGCUAGCACCUGCGGCCCUAGCUGAAAUGAUCACCAAUGAAAUUGAUGUUUUAAGACUUUUCGUAAUAAAGCAGUUACUCGUUUGUAAAGUGUGGGAGAACCAUGUUACGGCUCGAAUAGCGAAUUCUAAAAGAAAGACGAUUAAUGACGCCAUAACAUUUUUCAAGCAACACCCGUUCAAGUACACAGUGUGGCGUCUUUUCACAGUAGACGGGACUCUGAUACUGAGUGUGAUUGGUCUUUUGACUACUUAUAUUGUAGCCAUGGUACAGUUCGGCCAUUUUAUUGUGUAA